AUGCCAGAGCAGAAGCUGGGCGAGAACAUUCAUGAUAAGCGGAACCAGAAGCUGGAGGCCUUUGAUGUCCUUAGAGCAGCUCUUGAAAUCUCUUUCAAGAAUUUCAAUUUCAUCAUUUUUGUCUUUCUGAUUUCCCUGCCUCUUUUAUGCUUCAUGGUUUACUAUGAAAUUUUCCUUCAGAGGACACUGGUUGAAACCUCAAAUAUCGUUAAUGAGCCUCCUGGUUACUUCUACUAUAAGAGGUCGAUUCCUGAUUUUUCAACUGAAGAAACGAGUCUUCAAAUUACCAAAGAUCUUUUUGAAAAAUUGUUUCACCUUGGUUUCCUCUAUCUGGUGCCUCUACAUCUCGUUGAGUUCUGCAGUGUGAUUGUGAUUAUUGAUUUGGCGUCAAAGAUAUAUGUAGAAGAGAGACCAUUGACUCUCAAGGAAAUGAAGGAUAUGAUAAAUAAGCUUUACUAUGGAGCAAGAGUGAGAGGCACUUUUAUCACUUCAAUUUACAUUCUCUUCGUAUCAACUUGUAUUCUACUCGGGUUAAUAUGGUUAAUCACAAAUAGUUUUCAACUUGGAUUGAUGUGGUUAUUCGCAGACUACCAUUUUAUUAUCAAAGAUUCUGCCAUUGAUGUGUUCUUUGCAGUGUUUUAUGGAAUAGCUUUUGUAGCACUGCUAACAAAAUACUUAGAAUGGAGUGCUAUGUGGAAUAUGAGCAUUGUCAUUUCAGUGUUGGAGGGGAUAUAUGGGGGUGAAGCAUUUGCUCUUUCUGCUUAUUUUAAUAAAGGUAGCGAGGGGUGUGGGCUGCUUUUGAUGCUCGUUUUCUUUGUUUGGGGACUGGGUUUAAGGUUGCCAUGCCUCUAUUUUGGAUGCUAUGAAGGAGGGAGAGGAAUUGUUGCACAAAUCAGCUUGUUCUGCUUGGGGAAUGUGCUGAAAUGGGUAGUCUGCAUGGUCUAUUUCUAUGAUUGCAAGAAGCGGAUUUUAGAGAAGAAAGCUGAUGAGGAAGUUGGAAGAGAUAUCGAAGCUGUUGGUGCAUAA
Messenger RNA from Quercus robur (English oak), 1026 nucleotides. RefSeq lists its product as uncharacterized. The transcript has a single exon. The coding region runs from base 1 to 1026 and encodes 341 amino acids. Lineage: Eukaryota; Viridiplantae; Streptophyta; Magnoliopsida; Fagales; Fagaceae. The record is from RefSeq and is a predicted model, not a curated record.